Messenger RNA from Chrysemys picta bellii (western painted turtle), 1497 nucleotides. It is a transcript of the gene RGS16, whose product is annotated as regulator of G protein signaling 16. The record is from RefSeq and is a predicted model, not a curated record. Lineage: Eukaryota; Metazoa; Chordata; Testudines; Emydidae.
GCUACAGCACAGGACUACAUUAGCUGCUUGUUGCUUUCCAAUCCAGUGACAAGGACUAAACCUGUUGUCAGCUACCUACCCUCCUGCUUGUCCAGUUCUCAGCAUGUGCCGGGGUUUAGCUGCUCUUUCCACCUGCUUGGAAAGAGCCAAACAACUCAAGACUCGUUUAGGGAUCCUGCUUCAUAAGCCAGAGUUGGGACAUGAGGCUGAGAGCUUCAGCACGUCUGAGCAGGGCACCAAACUGAGAAACUCCUCAGAGGAAGUACUAGAAUGGAAGAAGUCCUUUGAUCACCUGCUGAAGAGUAAAAGUGGGGUGGCUACAUUCCAUGCCUUCCUGAAGACAGAGUUCAGUGAGGAGAACCUUGAGUUUUGGUUGGCUUGUGAGGAGUUCAAAAAGUCCCGGUCAAAAACUAAACUGUCAUCCAAGGCCCACAGGAUCUUUAAGGAGUUUGUUCAAAAUGAAGCACCUAAAGAGGUGAAUAUUGACCAUGAAACCAGAGAAAUAACCCGGAAGAACCUGACAGCUGCUACUUCUUCUUGUUUCGAUGCUGCACAGGCAAAAACCCGCACUUUGAUGGAGAAGGAUUCCUAUCCCAGGUUCCUGAAAUCUACCUCCUACCAGGACUUGACAGAGCAAAUCACCAGCCAUAGCACCAGCAAGCGGUUGCAUACCUGAUCCAAGUCACCUGCACUGCCAGAAACUGGGGGGUGAGGGGAAGAGCCACAUAGUGAAGCAAAGGUAGAGGAGGCAGGAGCCUGAGAAACAGCGACUGAGGCAGAAAGAGCUCUGAGCAGUGGGGUUUUGGCUAAAGUCCUGGGAUUUUAGCCUUAUCAGGAUCCCAAAUGCUUCAAUGUACCUCUGAGCUGUAGUGAGAAGCACCGUCCCCCAUCACUGGCAUGGGAGAUGGUGAAAUGGGAACUGUUGGGAGAGAGAUAUGGGUGGACAGUUUCUUAUAUGCAAGCAAGCGCUCCAGUGACGGGUAGUAUGCAAGAAGAGACUUGCACUAAAAGCAGAGAGAGAGAGAGAGAGAGAGAGAGAAGGGAGCUGGAUGAGAGGCUCCACCUGAGUGGCAGGUUCCAUUGAAAACAGGGCAGAUUCAAUUCCCUCCCCAAACUGUCCACCAUCUGAUGUUGAACUUUGUGCAGACAGACAGACGUGCAUAAAGAGAGCCUCAGUCUGCUCUCAAGACCCUGCCUCUGUACCGACACAAAUUACAAACUAUACAUAGCGCUCAGAAGUUUGCAAUUUCCACAGUGCUGGGGCCAAUGAACCCAAACUUGUCUGCAUGUUCCUGCACCAGCUGUAAUUUCCAGCAUCUCAAAUCAUAAAGAUGCAAGCACAAUUUUGGGUUUUCAGCCACAGGAGUCCUGCAUCUGCUUUGUUUUGAUUGAGAGAUUUCAGGUUCUAUUCUGCCCUCUCCAAUGCAUGCUCUGGGUGAUCCUUUACACCUCCUUCCAAUAAGACAUCAGCAUAGCAUGAACAUUCCCCCCCCCCCC